Cavenderia fasciculata is the source of this 426-nucleotide messenger RNA. RefSeq lists its product as uncharacterized. The record is from RefSeq and is a predicted model, not a curated record. Bases 1 to 426 code for a protein of 141 amino acids. The transcript has a single exon. Lineage: Eukaryota; Evosea; Eumycetozoa; Acytosteliales; Cavenderiaceae.
AUGAACAAUGAUUCAUUGACCCCACAGAACAAACAAGAGGAGAAGGAGGAAAAGGAAAAAGAGAGAGAAGAGAUUGUAUCCACCAAUCCUGGUAGUAGUUGCUCAACAACAUCGUCAUCAUAUACAACUUUUGGCAAUGUACCUAAAUGCUAUCAGAAUGGAUAUCAUCCAUCGGGUUGGGACAUGGUUCAAGUGUUUCUAGCAGGUAUUUGGAAGCCAUUCAAAAUCAAGAGUAUCCUAGAACACAAGAACCGUAUUAAACUGGAUCUCAAGGUUGGCGAUGUCUGUAAAGAUGCCAGAUUACUCACGUAUCAUCAAGAUGAUAUUGCCACUGUCGACGAUCAAGCCUACGAUACUACUCUCUACCAAUUAUUGGAUAAUCAACCAACCAAACCUAUCCUAUUGUUCUGUGGGUCAUAUACUUGA